Messenger RNA from Myxocyprinus asiaticus (Chinese sucker), 4522 nucleotides. Its product is annotated as protein bicaudal D homolog 1-like. The coding region runs from base 261 to 2822 and encodes 853 amino acids. Gene Ontology annotation, cellular component: Golgi apparatus; cytosol. NCBI's taxonomy places the organism in Eukaryota, Metazoa, Chordata, Actinopteri, Cypriniformes, Catostomidae. Gene Ontology annotation, molecular function: dynein intermediate chain binding; dynein complex binding; dynactin binding. Gene Ontology annotation, biological process: regulation of microtubule cytoskeleton organization; positive regulation of receptor-mediated endocytosis; protein localization to organelle. The record is from RefSeq and is a predicted model, not a curated record. The transcript has 9 exons.
CACACUUUGCGCUCCUGUAACGGGAGAGAUGAUGACCUCCGAAUAAUAAUCAAACUCAGAGAUGAAAACACGGGACAGUAGUGCCGUUUACCACACUGACAGCACGAUACUAUGAGGACAUCGAUUACAGGCAGUCAUUUAAACAUCAGCAAAUAGGAGGCGCAUCGUGUGAGACUGCAGCAUCACCUGAAUCUCCUCCAUCAGCCUCCGUCUGUCUCUGAUAACGCACAAACAUCAGACCGGAGCGCGGAUCGGAGGCGAUGGCAGCCGGCGGAGGAUGCGGGCAAUCGGUGGAUCAGUACCGGGCCGAGGUGGAGCGGUUGACUCGGGAGCUCGCAGAGGCGAACCGGGAGAAGAUUCGUGCGGCGGAAUGCGGUCUGGUGGUUCUGGAGGAGAAUGAGACACUGAAGCAUCAGUACGCGGAGCUCGAGAGUGAACAGGAGGCGCUGAAACACGAGCUGGAGCAGCUGCAGGAGGCGUUCGGUCAGGCAUACACCAACCAGCGGAAGGUAGCGGAGGAUGGCGAGACGAACGAGGAGACGCUGCUGCAGGAGUCUGCGUCUAAAGAGGCUUAUUACACGAGUCGUCUGGAGGAGCUGCAAACGCAGCUGAAGAUGAGCAGUUCUGUGGCCUCAAACGCUCAAGCAGAGAGCGAACAUCUCAAUGUGCUGCUGCAGGAGCUCCGAGAGAAUAAAGAGAUGUUGGAGCUGCAGAGGAGUCGGAUGAGAGAGGAGAUCAGAGAGUAUAAAUUCAGAGAGACACGACUGCUGCAGGAUUACACUGAACUGGAGGAGGAGAACAUCACGCUGCAGAAACUCGUGUCAACACUCAAACAGAAUCAGGUGGAAUAUGAGGGUCUAAAACAUGAAAUCAAAGUUCUGGAGGAGGAGACGGUGCUACUCAACAGCCAAUUGGAAGAUGCCUUGCGUUUGAAGGACAUUUCGGAGGGCCAGUUAGAGGAGGCAUUGGACGCUCUAAAGAGUGAAAGAGAGCAGAAGAACAGUCUGAGAAAGGAGCUGACCCAUCACCUCAGCCUGAUGGACACACACCUGACCAUCUCAGCCGUGGAGGGGUUAAAGUUCACAGAGGAGGCGGUGACCAACAGCACGUCUGCUUCCAUCUCUGAGGACAGUAACCGCAGUAAUGAGUGUAAUGGACACAGACUGAAGAUGAAUGGAGAGUUCCAGCGGCCGGGAGGCAGGAAGAGCGAGGUGCUUCACCCGGUGUCUGAUCUCUUCAGUGAACUCAACCUGACUGAGAUACAGAAGCUCAAACAGCAGCUCUUACAGGUUGAGCGAGAGAAAGCGGCUCUGCUAACUAACCUGCAGGAGUGUCAAACUCAACUGCAGCACACGCAGGGCGCUUUAACAGAACAACACAUGUGCGUUCAUCACCUUAAUGAGCGAGUCAAUGGAAUGAAACAUCUCCACAGUGACAAGGAGUUUGAUCCAGAGGAGACUGAGAAGAUCGACACACCCUUAAAUGUUUGCUGUGAAUAUGAGACGGACAUCAACGGAAUAGAGCUACUCGAGUGUAAAUACAGAUUCGCUGUGACUGAGGUCAUUGACUUGAAGGCGGAGCUUAAGGCUUUAAAGGAAAGGUAUAACCAAUCUGUGGAGAGCCAAUCAGAAGAGUCCAACCAAUGCGAAGGAAAAGUCCAGGCGCUCGAAGAGCAGGUGAAGCAUUUGGAGAAAGCCUGCCUUGAGGGCCACGAGCGAAUUAGCAGUCUUGAAGCAGACCUCCAGUGCGUGUCAGGUAUAGCUAGUGAGAGUAACGGCAUGUUGAAUGCAGCUCAAGACGAGCUGGUUAUGUUUAGUGAAGAACUUGCUCAGCUGUAUCAUCACGUCUGUCUGUGCAACAACGAGACACCAAACCGCGUCAUGCUGGACUAUUACCGCCAGAGUCGGGUCACGCGCAGCGGAAGUCUCAAAGGCCCCGAUGACCCGAGAGCCCUGCUUUCUCCACGUCUAGCUCGCCGACUCGCUGCUGCUAACUCCUCAGAUGUGUCUAAGAGUCUACAAGACUCUCCGUCAAAGGAACCCUUGGGAGAAGGAUCUAAAAGGGAGCCAGGAAGUCAACAAAGUCCCACCAGAAGCCCCUUUGGUUCCCCAGUCAACAGUUCAACAUCACCUUCUCCGUCCCCACUGCCAGAGACCGGUGAUCUUCGUAGGGAGCCCAUGAACAUCUAUAACCUCAACGCCAUCAUCCGUGACCAGAUCAAACAUCUACAGAAGGCCGUGGACCACUCUCUUCAGCUGUCCAAGCAGAGAGCUGCUGUUCGAGAGUUGGCACCCAUCUUCGACAAGGACAAGGAGGUUUGCAUGGAGGAGAUCCUGAAACUCAAAUCGCUCUUGAGCACCAAAAGAGAGCAGAUUGCUACCUUGCGUCUUGUGCUUAAAGCCAACAAACAGACAGCAGAAGUGGCCCUGGCUAACCUGAAGAGUAAAUAUGAAAAUGAGAAGUGUAUGGUGACAGAGACGAUGAUGAAGCUUAGAAAUGAACUGAAGGCCCUCAAAGAAGACGCUGCCACCUUUUCUUCACUGAGGGCAAUGUUUGCCACAAGAUGUGAUGAGUAUGUAACUCAACUAGAUGAAAUGCAGAGGCAGCUGGCUGCCGCAGAAGAUGAGAAGAAGACUCUGAACUCCCUCCUGCGAAUGGCCAUCCAGCAGAAACUGGCCCUGACCCAGCGCCUGGAGGACCUGGAGUUUGACCAUGAGCAGUCACACUGUGGUCGUGGAGGGAAAGUACCAAAAAUAAGGAACAGCCCUCAAAACAUUGUCUGCAGCCUGUUGUCUCAAUACCAACAACCUCCCCACAACUGAGGCGCGGGAGGACACCACAGGUCACAGGUCACAGUUGUAAUGUGUUGUCAGCUCUUCAGAAGGACCAGACACCUGAGACCGGAUCCAGACCUCCAUGUGACUCUUUCAACUGUCUGGAUCAUCACUCUCAGCUUUUUGGCCCUUAGCUGCUGUCAAUGAUCAAACACUUCCUGUCGCUCUGAGUGGCCGAUCUUCUCUACACACCGAGAUAAAAACGAGAGGGGCGGGGCACAACAGUCAAUCAGACAUCCAGCCAAUCACAUGUUCCUCUCUGUGUGAAUCUAGAGGGACCCGCCCUAAUUUUACCCUCAGACUCAUGAAUACGAUGAAUUAUUUCAUACUUACAGAGAAAUGAUCCAUUACCACCCAGAGUAAUAGCAAAUGGAUUGGUCUGCUUUCUAUUUAGUUAUUUAUCUAUUUAUUAUUUUAUAUAUUUAUUUGUCUUUUUUGUUUAUUUUAAACAGUUAUGUGCAUUAUGUCUUGUUGGUAUUGCUCUCUAUUAAAAUGAUGGAUGCAGGGUUAGGUUUGGGUUAGUAUCAGUUAGUAUUUAUAUUAUGUUAUGGUAGCGUGAACGUGAUUAUCAGUCUUGUAACUUAUAUUUGGAAUCACUGAUUUUCAGAAAACAAAAAAGUGUGAUAUUAUAAAAAACUUGAUUGAAAGGUUGUAGAGACUGAUACUGCGAGAGGUGUGUAAACACAAUUUGAAGUGUGAAAGAGGUGGAGUUUGUUUUCAGUGAUAAUAUACCGGUAUGGUUAGGAAACCUCAGCUUCUUGAUCUAAUGUCAUUGCACAUGGAAGGGGUUUCUUUGUGCUCUUUUUCUUUUUUUAACAUGAGAUUAUUGCGAUACACAUGCACUAUAUUUUAUAUAUUCUCGUGCGUGUGGUUAUAGGAGUAGAUCAGUGCCUCAUGAAUCUCUGUGUUUGAAGGAGUUAUAGUGAGAGUGAGGUUUGAUCCCAGUGCGCUACAAUAAAUCUGAACAUGAACUGGGUUUACUACUCUCAGUUCUGCUCCAAAAACUGCACACAAGCCCUAUUUACUGCAUCCCAUAUUCACCAGAUCUAUCUCCAUAUAUCCCUUCCUCCCUCCUUUAUUUGAAUCUUUACUGUAUUUCCACCGUGUAGGCACAAACACAUUGCACAGGACUGUUUUCUGUCAUGUUGGUUUUCUAUCCUCCGAUCAUACAGUGAUGUGUACCAGCAGGACAUGCAGAAAUGUCAAAUGCCAGUGUUUUUUAUUCAGCAGUAAACCACAAAACACAUGAUAGUCUCAUUUAUUGACUGAAAGGUUAUUGAUGUGUCAACGACUGUCUAAAUGUGGAAUACAAUCAGAACCUUCUCAAAGCUUAACUGUGUGUCCAUUGUGAAUCUGAAACAAAGAUCAUUCUUUUUAAUGACAUGCAAAGGAUAUACAAUCAAUGGUCUCAUUCAUAAUCACUCUGGACUCCCGGUUCUCUCAGUUUCUGUUCAGUCUAUCUGAUUUUGAUGGUUCCUGAUGAGACGAGGAGUUUCAGUUUGAAAACUGGUUUUAUUAACUACUAAUGUGGGUAGAUUUCUGCCUCUGAAGUGAAAUGUAUUGAAUAACUUUAGGACAAACACGUUCACUGUCACAUGGUGUUUACUGGUCAAAGCGUGAUCAUGCUGCAGGGCGUUUCUAUGUACGCAGUCUAAAGUGACACCUUUUUUUGUGGAAUAAAAUUUGAA